AUGGGAAUGGUGUAUUGGCAGAUGGGACUGGGUAAGACUUUGCAAGCUCUCUCUUUCUUAUGCUAUUUGAAGGUUUGUCAGAGAUCACCUGGGCCAUUUUUGGUAUUAUGCCCUCUCAGUGUGACUGAUGGUUGGGUGUCAGAGGUAGCCAAAUUUGCCCCAAACUUGAGAGGCCUUCGUUAUGUCGGAGACAAGGAUCACCGGCGAAAUUUACGCAGGAAAAUGUAUGAGGAUAUAAAAGAGCAAUCCUUGUCAUCUGAUGUGCCAUUGUUGCCUUUUGAUGUGUUGCUGACUACAUAUGACAUAGCAUUGAUGGAUCAGGAUUUCCUCUCUCAAAUUUCAUGGCAUUAUGCUAUUAUCGAUGAAGCACAAAGACUAAAAAAUCCUACCAGCGUCUUGUAUAGUGUCCUCAGAGAGCGCUUUGUCAUGCCACGACGGUUGCUGAUGACUGGCACCCCUAUUCAGAACAACCUUGUGGAACUUUGGGCUUUGACGCAUUUUUGUUUGCCUUCAAUCUUUGGGACAUUGGAGCAGUUCAUCUCAACAUUCAAAGAAGCUGGAAAUCCUUCAUCAGGUCAUGAUGCAGCAAAAGUUAAGGAACAAUUCAAAAUCAUAAAAUAUAUAUUGGCAGCAUUUAUGCUUCGAAGAACAAAAUCUAGGCUUAUUGAGUCUGGAACCCUCGUGCUGCCACCUCUUACUGAGAUCACUGUGAUGGCACCCUUGGUGACUCUGCAGAAGAAGGUGUAUAUGUCCAUAUUGAGGAAAGAGCUUCCUAGGCUUCUAGCACUCUCUUCUGGAGCUUCUAAUCAUCAGUCCUUACAGAAUAUUGUAAUACAGCUACGGAAAGCAUGUAGUCAUCCUUACCUUUUUCCUGGUAUAGAGCCUGAACCCUAUGAAGAGGGGGAGCACCUCGUUCAGGAUUGUGGCAAACUUAUAAUCCUAGACAAGCUACUUAAGAAGUUACAUGAUUCUGGACAUCGGGUUCUUUUAUUUGCUCAGAUGACUCAUACACUCGACAUUAUACAGGAUUUUCUGGAAUUGAGAAGAUAUUCUUAUGAACGUCUUGAUGGCUCAAUACGGGCUGAGGAGCGGUUUGCUGCAAUUAGAAGUUUUAGCCGACCAUCAACCAAAGGAAAUUCUAAUUCUGAUGCUGAUCAAAACAGUGCAUUUGUCUUUCUAAUCUCUACAAGAGCUGGGGGAGUUGGUCUGAAUCUUGUGGCAGCUGAUACAAUUAUAUUUUAUGAGCAAGAUUGGAAUCCCCAAGUGGACAAGCAGGCUCUGCAGCGUGCACACAGGAUUGGUCAGAUCAAUCAUGUGUUGUCUAUAAACCUAGUUACUGGAAGGACAGUGGAGGAGGUUAUUAUGCGUAGAGCAGAGAGGAAGUUACAGCUUAGCCAUAAUGUUGUGGGUGAGGAUGUUAUGGAUCAGGAAGGGAAAGAAAAGACAGGAGCUGAAGCUGGUGAUUUGAGAGCUGUUAUUUUUGGGUUACAUAAGCUUGAUCUUACAGAGACAAGCAAUGAGCAAUCAGACCAGUUGGAUAUGGCAGAACUGGAUGCUUUGGCUGAAAAGGUAAUUGCCCUUCGCCAUGAACAACGAUCAAGCAAGGAUGACAGGAAGUUUGAGAUCAAUCCAGGAGAUAUAUUAAAUGGACCUGAACUUGUUAUGAGAAGUGGUCCUGCUUCAGUCAAUUUUGACCCUGGUUUUGAUGAAGCUUCAUAUCUCUCGUGGGUUGAGAAGUUCCAUGAAGCAUCACAGUCAACCGAGAGUUCUCCUUUUGAGUUAGGAAAUAGGAGAAGCUUGCCCGAGGAUAAGCAUCUUAAAGCUGAGGCUGCAAAGAAGAAGGCAGAGCAGGAGAAGUUGUCCAAGUGGGAAGCUCUUGGUUACCAUUCGUUGUCUGUCAAGGAUCCUGUCUGCCCUGCAGACAGGGAUAUGAUGUCAGAUUCUGGUGCUGUUCAUUUUGUUUAUGGAGACUGUACAAAUCCAUCAAAAGUCUGUCCAUCAGAGCCUACGAUCAUAUUCAGCUGUGUUGAUGACUCUGGAAACUGGGGUCAUGGGGGCAUGUUUGAUGCACUGACCAAACUUUCAGCAAGUAUCCCUAGUGCCUAUCAACGUGCUUCUGACUUUGGGGACCUUCAUUUGAGUGAUCUUCAUCUUAUAGAAGUUACUGAGGAUUGUAAUGGACAGAGUAGGGAUAGUAUUGCUCCUCAGUGGGUGGCUUUGGGUGUUGUGCAAUCUUAUAAUCCUAGGCGUAAAGUCCCCCGCAGCAAUAUCUCUAUUUCUGACUUGGAGCACUGCCUAUCAAAAGCAUCAUUCUCAGCAGCUCAAAAUUCUGCUUCAAUCCACAUGCCAAGAAUUGGGUAUCAGGAUGGAUCAGAUCGCUCUGAAUGGUAUACUGUUGAACGUCUUCUGCGAAAGUACGCUGCUAUAUAUGGCAUAAAUGUUUUUGUGUAUUAUUUCCGACGUUCUGCUUCACGCUAAGGUAAAACUUGAUAUCUUACAAGAUGGUGAUAUAUGUUAUGGAUGGUAAAGAGGAAUAAUGAUGUCCCUUAUGAUAGUGGAUGAUCCGCCUUGAAUUUUUUAGUUUACCAUCCCACAAAGCAAGAGGUGUUUUCUGGACACCUGAUUUUUUUACAUGUUUUUGUUGUAGAAGGCUAUGACUAUUGUUGAGGUGUAAAUACUGAAGUUACACCAUCUUUAAUAGCUUAAGCUUUUGGGGUAGAUGGUUGUUUAAUAUAAUAUUAGAGUAGAAAGUUGUGUUCAAAUCUUUCCGUCACCCUCGCCAAUAUCGUAAGUUUUUGGAAUAGAUAGUUAUUUAACAUGAUAUUAGAGUAGGAGG
Molecule: messenger RNA, 2836 nt
Organism: Ilex paraguariensis (yerba mate)
Lineage: Eukaryota; Viridiplantae; Streptophyta; Magnoliopsida; Aquifoliales; Aquifoliaceae
Source: the annotation of a GenBank genome assembly